GCUUACUCUCAUCCCAGUUCUUCAAACAGCCUGCUAGCCGACUUCUUGGAGCGUUUUACCAACCACAGCUAUGGAGGUGACGAUGGACCCUAUGUUUUUAGCUUGGAGCUAUUUCAGGAGGAGAAAACUUCAACAAUGUUCCGACAUUUGCUCUAAAAUACUGCAAGAAAACCCGUACGACCAGGCUGCAUGGAGCUUGAAAACCCGUGCACUUACAGAGAUGGUCUACAUUGAUGAAGUUGAGGUAGACCAGGAGGGGAUUGCUGAGAUGAUGCUGGAUGAGAGCUCAAUUGCUCAAGUUGCACGACCAGGAACAUCACUGAGGCUCCCUGGCACAAGUCAGGGUGGGGGUCCCACACAGGCUGUCAGGCCUAUGACACAAUCAGGACGUCCAAUCACAGGAUUUGUAAGACCCGGCACACAGUCGGGGCGUCCUGGGACAAUGGAGCAGGCCAUCAAGACGCCACGCACUGCAAGCACCGCCCGGCCUGUUACUAGUGCCUCUGGCAGACAUAUUCGCAUGGGAACAGCGUCAAUGUUAACCAAUCCUGAAGGGCCAUUUAUAAACCUGUCCAGACUAAAUUUGGCCAAGUAUUCCCAAAAGCCAAAUUUAUCCAGGACUCUUUUUGAGUACAUCUUCCAUCAUGAAAAUGAUGUGAAAAAUGCUUUAGAUUUAGCUGCUCUUGCCACUGAGCAUGCUCAGUUCAGAGACUGGUGGUGGAAAGUUCAGCUGGGAAAAUGCUACUACAGGCUUGGUUUAUAUCGGGAAGCAGAAAAACAGUUUAGAUCAGCACUCAACCAACAAGAGGUGGUGGACACAUACCUCUACCUUGCAAAAGUGUAUCAACGCCUGGACCAACCAAUAACAGCACUCAACCUUUUCAAACAAGGUCUGGAUCACUUUCCUGGUGAGGUUACCCUUCUAACAGGAAUUGCCCGCAUACAUGAGGAGAUGAACAACAUCUCAUCAGCCACUGAAUACUACAAAGAUGUCCUGAAGCAGGACAACACUCACGUCGAGGCUAUAGCCUGUAUCGGCAGCAACCACUUUUACACGGAUCAGCCUGAGAUCGCUCUGCGCUUUUACAGGCGGCUGCUCCAGAUGGGGGUGUAUAAUUGCCAGCUGUACAACAACCUGGGACUGUGCUGCUUCUAUGCUCAGCAGUAUGAUAUGACUCUGUCCUCCUUUGAAAGGGCUCUGGCUCUGGUGGCCAAUGAUGAAGAGCAGGCUGAUGUCUGGUAUAACAUCGGACAUGUGGCAGUGGGAAUUGGGGAUUUGACUCUGGCCUAUCAGUGUUUUAAACUGACUUUGGCUUUUAAUAAUGACCACGCUGAGGCCUACAACAACCUGGCUGUCCUAGAGCUGCGCAAAGGCCGCAUUGAACAGUCUAAAGCCUUCCUGCAGACUGCAGAAUCACUCUCCCCUCACAUGUAUGAGCCCCACUACAAUCUCUCCAUUCUAUCUGAAAAGAUCGGAGACCUCCAGAGCAGCUACACUGCUGCACAAAAGUCUGAGGACUCUUUUCCAGAGCACGUCGACACGCAGCAGCUUCUGAGGCAGCUCCGACAGCACUUUGCUGAGCUGUGAGCAGCCGGCCAGCAUUCUUAAAAAUCAAGGCAUAGUCGGAAUAGAAAGUUGGCACAGAUCAGGGAAACUGCAGUGGUAUGUAAAGAAAAAUGGUAGACAGUUGACAAGAUAAUCAGAC
Messenger RNA from Cheilinus undulatus (humphead wrasse), 1706 nucleotides. It is a transcript of the gene ttc8, whose product is annotated as tetratricopeptide repeat domain 8. The transcript is spliced from 14 exons. Gene Ontology annotation, molecular function: protein binding. Gene Ontology annotation, cellular component: BBSome; non-motile cilium; ciliary basal body. The record is from RefSeq and is a predicted model, not a curated record. Bases 71 to 1588 code for a protein of 505 amino acids. Gene Ontology annotation, biological process: non-motile cilium assembly. NCBI's taxonomy places the organism in Eukaryota, Metazoa, Chordata, Actinopteri, Labriformes, Labridae.